GUCUGUGGACUAGCAUUUUCGGCUCAUGCCGACCUUCAGCCCUUCAGCAGGCUGUACAAAGAACUUUUACACAAAUCAUACCGCUUCCCUGAAGUGGGAACCAAUGACGUAAACUUACUCAAGCGUACGAACGUUGCCGCCCGACUUGAGGGACAUGAAAAGAACCUGAGAAACGACAUUCAACUUCUCGGGGAAAGUAUGGACCAAAAUUCGGAAGAACAGACCACGCUUGAUGAGCUGCUUCAACUCAUCGGCAAAAUUCGAGAUGCUAUCCAGCAGUUUCAGUCCCUUGGCAGGAUGUACUAUCAGGAGAAGGAGCAAGAGGCAACGGUGGGCAGGUCCUCCGGGCAAACUAGCUAUGCAUCAGCAGCGGCUGCGGCGACCGUGGCAGAACCGUCUGGAGCACAGAAGUCCUGGUCUGCAACAACAACAACAACACCUACUCAGGCGACAAAUUCUACUGAAAGUCGGUUAGCCGAGGCAAACGAUAUUUCACGGACACUCGAAGAGUCGAGAGAGGCUAUUCAGUUGUUUAGGACGCUGCAACAAUCUAUCAGCACAUCCUCUGUUCAUGUCUUGGACGGAAGCCAGCUGCAGGACCUCCAAGUCGUUGCUGAGCGUCUGAAGGCCAUGCAGGAAAAGGUGCAAUCCCUCAUCAAUGCAGUCGUUGGUGGAUGUUCAGCCGACAUCACUGAAGACGUUGAAACGGCUCUGGCGGAUUUGAUGAGCGUGAACGACGAGCUCCUGCAUUGUAUUGAAAACUACCAACGGACGGCGGAGACAGAUAAGUUGCAGGCGGCGAGUAAGUGGACAGCGGGAGCAAGAACAUUCGAAGCAGCAGCAGCGACAUCAACAGCGCCGGCAGGGGCAGAUAUUUCGGCUGGGCUUACGACCAAAACUCCUUUGACAGAAGCUGACGAUGUUCAACAAACGCUCCUAGAGGCGAGAGAGGCUCUUCAGCAGUUUAAUGCGCUUCAACAGCAUGCGAGUUCAUCUUCUGCUCAGGUGGCUGAUCCAACGCGGAUGGGAGAUCUCAAAGUAAGGGUUACAUUUAGUGAGUUUACCUAA
Messenger RNA from Dibothriocephalus latus, 1068 nucleotides. The record is from the annotation of a GenBank genome assembly. NCBI's taxonomy places the organism in Eukaryota, Metazoa, Platyhelminthes, Cestoda, Diphyllobothriidea, Diphyllobothriidae.